This is a messenger RNA of Paramecium sonneborni, 689 nucleotides long. The record is from the annotation of a GenBank genome assembly. NCBI's taxonomy places the organism in Eukaryota, Ciliophora, Oligohymenophorea, Peniculida, Parameciidae.
AUGAUGUAAAUUAUAUUAGUUAAUUAAUCAUGCAAGACCUUUUUUUUGAAAAUUUAUAACAAAUACCUGUAGUAUUUUAUAAAAUAACGUCUAAAUGAAAUAACAAAAUUAAUUUUUGCUGCUAUUUUGGCUCCUGCAAUAUUAGUUAUUCUUUAAAACUCUUAUGAUGAUAUUAAUUCUCAUUAGUUUAAGUGCAAAUAUGCAAUUGUGCAACAUUAAAAUCUCAAAAAGACUGUGAAUAGAUAGUCACUAUAACUGAAGCAUGUGAAUGUAUGGCUGCUUAAGGUACAACAGCAGCAAAAUAUUAGAAAAAGACAACAGUUGAUUCAGUUGCACUCAACCCUUAUUAUGAGCUUGUUGAUAAACCAGAGCAAACUCAAAAACCUUGGGAUAUGCUUUUGUUGACUCAAAAUGCGCACAUUUUGCAAUGUUCAAUUUAUGUUUAAUAUACAAUAGUAAAUUGUUAAGCUAUCUCAAAUUUUUGUGUAAGUUAUGCAUUGCAUACAUUAAAGCUAAAGAAUGUAAAGAUUAAACUCAAUUAUAAUUCGAAUCCACUCCAAGUAUCUCUUGAAUUCUUAAAUGCAAAUGAGAUACAAAUUCUGGAGCAUAUAGAGAUUAUUCUUGUUCAAAAGCUGAUUCUAGCUUAAAAAUUGAUUCAAAAUUUUCUGAUUGGUUGGCUGGAUGUGUGA